GCGCACUGCGCCGGGCAUAAAGCGGGCGCGGGCAGAGCGGGCGUGGAGAGCGAGGAUGCGGCCCCCGGCGCUGCUGCUGCUCGCGGCGUUGGGCGGCGCGGGACUGAGCUUGGGCGGCCCGCAGCCGGGGCGCGGGAACCGCUGCGCGCACAUCGUGACGAGGGACGUGAGCUGCGCGGUGCUGGACGGCAGCGAGAGCUUCGUGCAGGCGCAGCCCGGCUGUCCCUGGGGCCCGGCGCCCUGCCCCGCGGCGCGCGUGUACCGCGUGAACUUCAGGCCCAGGUACGUGACCAGGUUCAAGACGGUGACCCAGCUGGAGUGGAGAUGCUGCCCCGGCUUCCAUGGUCCGGACUGCCAGGAGGGCCCCCGGUCCCCCGCUGCUGGCCCGCGCCCCACAUCCGCACGGCGGCGCAACAGCAUGAAGGCCCCAGAUCAUGAGCCCAGCCAGGCGUCCCAGCCCCGGGCCCCUCUGGCCCCGACUCGAGCUGAAGAGCCGAGGCGGGUGGGGGAGAGGAGGCCCAGGCCGCAGGAGCUCCAGGAGCAGCAGAUCCAGGCGCUGGAGGAGAGCGUCCUGCGCCUUACCCGGACCGUGGCGGGCCUGGAGUCCUCCCUGGCGGGCGUCAGCGAGAACCUGCAGCGGGCGGCCCAGGCCCGGGCCCAGGACGACGCUGGCGAGGUGCGCACCACCUGGCCGAGCAGCCCGGCACCCGGCCCUGCCAGCGUCAGGGGCACCGAGAUGGCCUGGCUGCCCGGCGUCCUGCACAGCAAGGAGCCGGGCAUGAAAGACAUCAAGUCGGAGCUGGCCGAGGUCAGGGGUGCCCUGAAGACCAAGAGCGACAAGCUGGAGGAGCUGGCCGGGAAGGUGCAGGGCUACGAGGGACGGCUGCAGCAGCUGCAGGAGGCGGCGCGGGGCCCCACGGCCACCAUGGCCUCGGCCGAGCUGCUGCAGGCCUACGUGGACGGCCGGCUCGAGGCGCUGCGGGCCGAGCUCCUGGAGGGCGUGGACCGCAAGCUGGGCGACCUCAAGGCCACGUGCGAGUACAAGCAGCUGGGGCUGCAGCCACAGUGCGAGGACUACGGCAGCAGCCCGCUGGGCGUCCUGGAGCUGCUCUCGGAGAAGGAGGCCAGCCUGAGACAGGAGCUGGGGGACCUCCGCGCCCGGCUGCAGGACCCCGUGGCCCGGCCCGGCUGCUGCGAUGGGGGGACCAGCGACGGGGGGCCGCAGAUCGAGGCGCUGCACCGGAAGAUCGAGCGGGUGGCAGAGGCCGCCAGGGCGCUGAACGCGCGGCUGGACAACGAGCUAGAGCGCCUGGCUGCGCCGGAGGCGGGCGCGGACUUUGGAGCCCGGUGGGCCGAGCUGGACGCCCGGAUCAACGCGAUGGAGCGCCGCGCGAGGGAGCAGCGGCCCGGCGGCUCGGCCCUCCCUGUCCCCCCGCUGCCCGGAGCCCCGUGCUGCGCCCAGCUCGAAGGCCGGUGGCAGACGCUGCAGGCCAGGAUGCAGGCCGAGCUGGACGCGGUGGCCGGCGGCCUGCGGGGCGUCGGGGAGGGGCUGGGCCAGCAGGUGAGCGCGCUGUGGGGCUGCGUGCAAGGGCUGAACGGCACGCUGCGUGCGCAGGCCGGGGACCUCGCGGGCCUCCAGAGCUCGGUGCGGCAGUUCUACAGCCACGUCUUCCAGGUCCCCUCCGACCCGCGGGGCCUGGUCACCCUUCCGCCGCCGCCGCCAGCCGCCCAGGGCCCGUCCGCAGCGCCGCCCACCCGGAAGAGCCCAAAGGUGCCAGCCGGGCCGGGGGAGGCCCUUACAGCGUCACCCCAGCCCGACCGCGGCCCCGCUUCCCCCGAGGACCAAGGCCCCGCGCUCCCCCCGCAGCUCCCGCAGCCGCCCCCAGCCGCGCGGCCUGGCUGGACUGGGCCCCCGCGGCUGCCCGGCUCCGCGGGCCUCACCACGGAGACGGGCGAGGCCGGGCCGCCAGGCGGGCGGGGAGUGUCGGGCAGGGGCCUGCCGCGGGGCGAGCACGGGCAGACCGGGCCCCGGCCGGUGCCCAGCGCAGAGGGCCACGCGGGCGCCCCAGGGUACCCCCAGGCACCACCUGCAGCCUCCCCAGGGCUCCUGGUGCCUGCCCUGGUGUCGUUCUCGGCUGGGCUCACACAGAACCCGUUCCCCAGCGACGGGGGCGUCAUCCUCUUUAACAAGGUGCUGGUGAACGACGGGAACGUCUACAACCCCAACACUGGCGUCUUCACGGCCCCCUACGACGGGCGCUACCUGCUCUCGGCCACGCUCACCCCUGAGCGUGACGCCUACGUGGAGGCCGUGCUGUCGGUGGCCAACGCCAGCGUGGCGCAGCUGCACACGGCCGGGUACCAGCGCGAGCUCCUGGAGUACCACCGGCCCCCCGGGGCCCUACACCCCUGCGGGGGCCCCGGUGCCUUCCACCUGGUCGUGCACCUCAGGGCGGGUGACGGCGUGAGCGUGGUGCUGACCGGGGGCCGGCUGGCGCACGCGGACUUCGGCGAGGUGUACUCCACCUUCAGCGGCGUCUUCCUGUACCCAGCCCUCGGUGCCCUCUAGGCCAGCGCCCAGGGCCCGGCCUCCAUGUACUCAGCCCGUGAUGGAACGCCGUCUGGGGCCUGCAUCCACUGCGCCCCGGCCCGGCAGAGGACAGGAGCGCGGGCGGCGGACGUGGCCGCCCCACUGUCACUGUGACCGCACAACUGGAAGGCCAGGGGAGCCCGUUCCCCGCUUCCCCCUCGGUCGUCCCCACCCCAGCUCCGGCUGGGGCUCCCUGGAGAGCGACACUGCGUGCAGGAGCAAAGUCCAAACACUGAAGGCUGAGCUGGCCACGGACGCAGCAGGGACUGUGGAUGCAAAAGCUCGCCAGGCACCUUGGAUGACAUGUGCGACUGAAGUGCAAAGACGGGAGUGUCAAUAAAGGUGUAAACCACG
Heterocephalus glaber (naked mole-rat) is the source of this 2944-nucleotide messenger RNA. RefSeq names its product elastin microfibril interfacer 2 (gene Emilin2). The record is from RefSeq and is a predicted model, not a curated record. NCBI's taxonomy places the organism in Eukaryota, Metazoa, Chordata, Mammalia, Rodentia, Bathyergidae. Gene Ontology annotation, molecular function: protein binding.